GAGUCCGCGGGGUUUGCGGGCAAUCCCUUCGUCCCUGCCUGCAGCAGGGCGAGCGUUUUCGGGCUGGGAAGCCGCCCGGCCGCGCUGGCAGAGGAAGGGCUCCCGCGGGGCCAGAACCGAAGGUGGCACCGCUAGUACCUGCUCUCGUCCUUCCUGAGCUUCCCUGGGGCUGCGGAAGAGUUCGGAACAGGCUGUGGUUUCUCUGGGAGAGGAGUGCUGGCAUAAUGUCCUGCAUUGCCGUAUUACUGCCCGGUUUCGGUUGUUCAACGCAACAGCAGCGGCACCCCGCCCCUGAGCAGUGCUGAAGCAACGAAGAGGUGGUAAGAGAAAUUGUUCGUGAACCCCUCCGAGUUAGUGGUCCUCUUCCGAGGAAGCUCGGUAGUCGCCCAUCAGUGGUAAUUCUAACAGUGCAACUGGCUGCUGGCCUUUUGUAGAAACGACUAACUCUCUCCUUGGUCCUGCUGAGCUCUUUUCCUCAUCAGAGAGCACAGCCUGCUUGCAGGGGUGUACCAGCAGAACAUUGCCCAGGUCUACUGGGAGCGAUCCGUGGGUAACACCGUCCUGGAGGCACCAGCUUUGAGGGUGGUAACGUAACUGAGAGAAGUGGAGAGAGCUGAGCUGGGGCUGAACGCACCAUGGGAGCAAACACCUCCAGCAAGUCACCACCCUUCAAUGAAAAUGAAGAUGUCACCUUCGACCAUUUUGAAAUUUUGCGAGCUAUUGGGAAGGGCAGCUUUGGAAAAGUCUGCGUUGUGCAAAAGAAUGACACCAAGAAGAUGUAUGCCAUGAAAUACAUGAAUAAACAAAAGUGCGUGGAGCGUAAUGAAGUGAGAAAUGUUUUCAAGGAGCUGCAGAUUAUGCAGGGCCUGGAACACCCCUUCUUAGUUAAUUUAUGGUACUCAUUCCAGGAUGAAGAAGAUAUGUUCAUGGUUGUAGACCUGUUGCUUGGAGGGGACCUGCGUUACCAUCUCCAGCAAAAUGUGCGGUUCCAAGAAGGCACCGUGAAACUCUUCAUCUGUGAGCUGGUGCUGGCCCUUGACUAUCUCCAGAGCAGACACAUCAUCCACAGAGACAUCAAGCCUGACAACAUUUUACUGGAUGAGCAUGGACAUGUGCACAUCACCGAUUUCAAUAUUGCCACGAUGCUGACUAAAGAAAUACAAGUCACCACCAUUGCUGGCACAAAGCCGUAUAUGGCACCUGAAAUGUUUAACUCCACAAAACCCACCGGCUAUUCCUUCGCUGUGGACUGGUGGUCAUUGGGAAUCACCGCCUAUGAGCUGCUCAGGACACGGAGGCCAUAUCAUAUUCGCUCCAACACUUCUACAAAUGAAAUAGCUCACGUGUUCAAGACAGCUACAGUGAUGUACCCUGCUGCUUGGUCCACGGACAUGGUGUCGCUAAUCAAAAAGUUGCUUGAGCUGAACCCCGAGAAGCGUUUUUCUCAGCUGAAAGAUAUCCAGGACUUUCCGUAUCUGUCAGAUGUGAACUGGGAUGCUGUUCUCCAGAAAAGGAUAAUGCCAGAAUUCAUUCCCACGAAAGGCAGACUGAACUGUGACCCAACCUUUGAACUGGAAGAAAUGAUCCUGGAAUCCAAACCUCUUCACAAGAAAAAAAAGCGCUUGGCUAAGAAGGAAAAAGGCAACAGCAACAGCAAUUCCUCCCAGGUGAGAGCAAGCAGGCCUGCCAUCUUCAAAAGCACCUAGAGAUGCUCCAGAGGGACUUCAUUGUUUUCAACAGAGAAAAGGUGAGACACCACCACUACACCCAGGAGACCAUAACACUGGCAAAAAGCAGAGGUGCACACAAGGAGGACAACCAGAACAACAGCCUCUGAGAGCAGCACAGCGCCUGCUGGAGCUUUCCUCGUGGGGCCAGCGCACACCCACCCACCCACCUUCACGACGCUGGGCCACCGGACUCGUCCACUGCUGCCAGGACUCUGCCAAUAGCCCAGGGCAGGGUGGCUGGGCAGGAGCUGGGGCACCCGCUCCCUCUGCCUUCCACCCCACAGCCCACAGACCCUGGGCAUGGGGGGAGAGGCUGUGGGUGCUGCCUCUGCAAUUUGCCACAGUCAGUUAGACUCAGAUCCUAUUAUUUUGCCUUUCUUGGUGGCAGGAACGUGACUGUGUGAAAAUGGAUGAGACGCCACCCAGUAUUCACCCUUUUGGCUUGGCUAGCCAGCAUCACAUCCCUUAGUGCUGCCUGCCAGGCAACUGCCAGCAGUGUAACCAAAGGGUUGAGCAUGCAUCAUUUGCAGUGGUGUCAUCACUAGUAUCAGUCUUAGUGGCAGGUCUGCGACAGCACUGUGGGUCCAGGCUCUGUGGAGGUCGGGACUCCCGCAUGGGCUCACAGCUGGUUGCUCCAGAUGGAAGAGGCUGCUCUCAGCUGCAGGAUCUCCACCAGUGCACAGCAACAGAGGUGGCCUUUGCUUACAGAUGCUCCUGGGAAUGUUUCAGGAGUGUGGGCAUGGAGGGCUGGAAGUGGUGAUGAGCUUCUUCUUUAGCUGGGAGGAGGCAGCAAAGGUUUCCCAUCUGUCCCCCCUCUCUGUCCAUGCUGGUUCCUGUACCCAUUUCUUGGAGAGAGGGUCUGGCACAGUGCAUGGUCAAAGCAUGCAGACAGAUGUGGAAAUGAAAAGGUAACAACCAGGCACUGGUGAAUAACCAGCGUCCAGAUGCUUUUCCAGGACAGCCUGAAAAACCCAUUCACCAUCACAUUAAACUGCUGCAGCUCACUGAGUCUGAUGGGUUUUGGCUUCCAAUACCAGAGGUGAAUUUGAAUGUGUAUUUUUUAAUCUGUCUACCAUUGAAAUCACACUCGAUUUAAGCAGCUACUGUUUGCAGGAACAGCUGUACUCCUGGUGUGGUCUUUGCCAAGACUGAGACUGGCCAAAGCAUUUCUAUUACAGUAAUGCUGGGAAUGAUGCUAUUAUUUAAAUGCUUUGGCAGACCUGAGGUUUCACCUCCUUAUUUGAUGUUUUUCCUAUUCUCAGCAAUAUAAUGAAUGCGUGAUGAACCAUUUGCCUCCCAUUUACCUAAAGGUGUUCUUUGUAUCCCCUGUGCCUUCCUAUCUUUCUCUCUGGCUAAGUCUGAUCAACUAAAAAAAAAUCUGAAUAAAACCAACAGCAAAUGAAA
Messenger RNA from Aquila chrysaetos chrysaetos, 3134 nucleotides. RefSeq names its product serine/threonine kinase 32A (gene STK32A). The coding region runs from base 636 to 1706 and encodes 356 amino acids. The transcript is spliced from 13 exons. Gene Ontology annotation, biological process: G protein-coupled receptor signaling pathway; regulation of signal transduction; protein phosphorylation. Gene Ontology annotation, molecular function: G protein-coupled receptor binding; ATP binding; G protein-coupled receptor kinase activity. The record is from RefSeq and is a predicted model, not a curated record. NCBI's taxonomy places the organism in Eukaryota, Metazoa, Chordata, Aves, Accipitriformes, Accipitridae.